Molecule: messenger RNA, 5701 nt
Organism: Symbiodinium natans
Lineage: Eukaryota; Dinophyceae; Suessiales; Symbiodiniaceae
Source: the annotation of a GenBank genome assembly
AUUGGGAGUGAUGACCGACGGGAAUGGAGCUGGGCCACAUCCGCUAGCAAGCCCAGCACUCAGCCCUGUCCACAGCCCAACCGGCAGCGCCGGUCCAACAGAUGGUGAGACUCGUCUUUUGGAGAUUCUUGCAGGAAUGCAGCAGAACCAGCAGGUGUUGACCGAGCUUCUGAGGAGCCAGUCCGAAUCCCGCGCCGCAGCAGCCGCUGCGACCACAUCCUACUCAGGUCUAGCGGCCAAAGACCUGAGCAAGGUGUUGAGGCAUCCUUCAACCUUUUCUUGUCAGACCCGAGAUGAGGAGCUGAUCAAGUGGCCAGCAUGGUCUUGGGAGUUUGAGCAGUAUUUGGGGACCUUAGAUAAGGAGUUUCAGGUGGACUUCACUCGCUUGAAAUCGAAUCCGAAAACUGAAGUUCUCCCUGCACAGCUGAGCGCCACUGAGCUCGACAGGUCACGCAUCAUGUAUGGCCUGCUUGCAUCGCUUUUGAACGACCGUCUGAAGCGUCUUCUUAAGACUGUGUCUGACAAUAACGGGUACGAAGCAUACCGCUUGAUCUCGCUUGACCUUCGCCCUUCAUCCCGCACCAGAGCCUUAGCCCUCAUGCAGACAAUCCACAAUUGGCCUGUGUUCGACAACAAGCAAGGCCUCCUGACUCAGGUUGUUAGGCUUGAGCAGGCGAUGGCAGAGUAUGACUCGAUUGCAUCACAGGCCAUGUCCGAUGAUCAGAAGGUUGUUUCGCUUCUGAGAUGUUUAACAGGCCAACUUCGUCAGCAUGUGAACUUGACCAUGGAAGACUCCUGGACAUAUGCCGAGUUGCGAAGUUUGGUUGCUCGAUAUGAUGCUUCUUCGUCAAAGUGGAGUGCGUCUGUUGCAGCGACUUAUGGCCUGUCAGAGGGCAAAGGUGGUGUGCUUGUGAAUGCGCCUGCAGCAUCCAGUGAAGCCGUUCCAAUGGAAAUCGACCGUCUUCAAAAGGUUGAAGACGCCGCUGUUGCUGAUAACAGCGCUGCACAUGCUGACACAGCCGUGUCAGCUGCCCCUGCCAAGGCGAAACCUGCUGCAAAGCCCCAGGUGAGACGAGUCACCUACAACCUCGAUGACUUUGAUGAGUCAGCCGGAGGUGAGAUCCGCAUGGUGUCAGGUUGUGAUUCUUGUGUGGAGAGCCAAGACGAAGUAGACAGGCAAAGCAAGGGAGCUUCGGGUUUCUUUUGCAAAGCGCUGAGCAUCUUUUCACGUUGUGUGCCAUCGAGGUGGUGCGUUUUCCACAAUGCAUUGCCGAGUGAUGCACAGAGCGAGGCUGAGCACGCUUCGGGCGUGUGUCAGCGUGAUGUGGCUGAGCACGCUUCGGGCGUGUGUCAGCGUGAUGUGGUUGAGCACACUUCGGGUGUGACCUCGACCAGUGGAUCAGUGCGCAUGGUCCAGCAGAAUGCCGAGCAUGGCAUGGAGAUCGAAGUCAUAAUUGACUCAGGUGCUGACGCCUCUUGUCUACCGCAAAACCUCAGCAUGCUUGGAGUUUCCUCUGGAAGGCCAUGGGAAGGUUUUCAAGAUGCCCAGGGGAAUCAGCUGCUAGUUCACGGGACUAGGCGAGCUGAGCUGAGCUUCGGUGAUCAGCCUGGAUUCACCGAAACGUUCUUGGUUGCUCCCCACAUCACCACACCUCUUCUUGCAGUUGGGAAGUUGUACCGCGCCGGAUUCAGCAUGGUGAACAAAAAUGGAAGCAUGAGUCUUUGCAGCCCUAACGGAGAGAUCCAAAUCCCAUUGCAUUUCAGGCAGAAUAGCCUUGCUGCACGAUUGCAUGUGCGUGUGAUCCAGCAGGAUGCAUCCCGUGUCCGUGCUGUGAAGUGCACUUUGGCUCUUCCUGAUUACUUUGUGCAGAUCAGUGAAGAUGUUUUCGGCAUGCGUGGAUUUGGAAACCGGUUCGUUGACAUCACGAUGGCGUUGCCUCAUGAGGGUUGCAGCUUCAGGAGCACUGUUGCUAAGUGCCCCGAACCCAAUCAGUGGGAGAUUCUUGAGUGGUGCGAGAGCAUCGUUGAUGAGCCACAACAGCAUGCAGCCGUUGCACCCGAUCCCGGGGCCGAACUGCAAGUUGAUGCAGCCCUGCGUGACGAGGUUGCAGCAGAUGAUGAUGGGACACUCGUCGUUGACGGUGUGUCGUUGAGCCUUGAAUCGACCCUUGCUGUUUUGAGGCAAGCUGCUCAGUCACUGGGGCUUGGUCGUUCCGGUGGUAAGUCCACUGUGCUGAAGCGCAUUAGAGAUCACUUAGCCCGCCAGGACUUGAUUGCUGCCCAUCAGGCCCGGCAGCAGCUUGCUGCUGCUGAAGAGCGUGUGCCAGUGGAGCAGAAACAUGUUACAGCACCAAGUGAAGAUGCAUACCGUCAACACUGCCUUACCCACACACCCUACAGAGAGUGGUGUGCCCACUGUGUUGCCUUCCGUGCACGGUCCGACAGGCAUGAGGCCAAGACCGAAGACCAUCGUGCAAGUUCCGUCUUGUGCUUUGAUUUUGCAUAUACCAGUAGGGUUGAUGGGGGUGACAAGUUGUGCUGCUUGGUUGCAUACGACACGCAGACUAAGUGGUUGCAGGCAUGGCCGGUGCCGAGCAAAGGUGGAACUGCUUGCCGUAACUACAUGGCAGUUGAGCUGACCAAGCUGCUGUCGUACCUUGGGCACAGACGAAUCACCCUUCGUGCCGACCCAGAGGGGUCAUGCACUGCGCUUGCGAAUGCAGUCCAGGCACUCAGGCACCGCAUUGGCAUGGAGACCCACAUUGAACAAACCCCAGUGGGGGAGCACCAAUGCAACCAUGCAGAGGGUGCCAUUGAGCGCAUCAGACAACUUGCAGGGACAAUGCUCUCUGAGCUCGAGGGCAGAUUGAACAUCAAGAUCAAGACCUUCGACCCGUUGCAUCACUGGUGUUGGCGUCAUGCCAGCUGGACCCUUCAACGGUUUGGUGUCACGCAAAACCUCACACCAUGGGAGAGAGUGCAUGCAUCACCAUAUGGAGGCAAACUUGUCCGUUUUGCAGAAUGUGUCCUGGCACGUGUGAAGACUGCUACAAAGGGCAAACCUCGGUGGCUUCGGGCCAUGUGGUUGGGGAAGUCAGAUGUUUCUGAUUGUCACCUUGUUUGCACUUCAUCAGGUCGCCUUGUGGUCGCCAGAUCAGUCCGUCGAACCACAUGUGAGUAUGAUCCCAGCCUCUUGCCUGCAUUGCGAGACACACCUGACAAGCAUGUGUCAUUCCUUGCUGGACGUGUCGGAGCAAGUCGCAACCAACUUGCACCAAAGCCAGUCACAGAGGAAGGCCCUGGCAGUGGGAGUGAGGUUGCAGCCAGCGACCCGCCAACAGAGAAUGAAGAUGUCUUCGACAAUCCCCAUGACAUUGCCCUCGCCCCUUCUUCUGUGAGAUUGCCAGCCGAUGGCAUGCCUGCGACUCCCGAUUAUCGACCUCCUGCCCAGGUUCAUGAAAGAGCUGAAUUUGAUGGUGAUGUUCAGGAAGCAAAGCGCCAGAGGAUCCGGGCAGUGAAUUCCCAUCACCACAACGAUGAAGUCGUCCACUUAGAAGACCUAGGCCUUGGGUCAGACACUGACCUCAACGAGUCAGUUGAGGAUCCGCCUGCUUGGAAUGCAACCGACAAUUUCGAAGAUGCCAAGAACAUCCCUGAAGAGUUGUGGAGGCCUUUUGGGGCCGGUGAGCCUCAGCUGUCAAGUGAAGAAUUGGCUCACAUUGACGACAUAGCUGAAGCAUUCGAGUUAGCCCGACUUGAAACCAUGAAUGUUCUUGAAAGGCUACCUGCCACAGCUGACUUCAGCGGGUUUAAGCGUCUAAGCACAAAAAUGGUCAAAACUUGGAGAGUGAAACCAUCGCCGAAGGGAGGUGGAGAAGCUUUCCUUCGUCGGGCCCGUUUUGUCGCCCGUGAGUUCAGGUGGCUCAGUGCCAUGGUGGACAACGAGGUGUUUGCACCUGCAUCGUCGAAUGCACUUCUUCGUGUGCUGCCAGCUGCGCUUGUUGCACGUCAGCCUGAGGGCUGGACAGCCCUAUCUUUGGACGUUGCAGAUGCUUAUCUGACGGUUCCGCAAGCCGUCGAUACCAUCGUUACCAUAUGGGUGAGAGGUGAGCAAAGAUACUACAAGCUACUCCGAAACCUCCCAGGCCAACGCUCAGGAGCCAAGGAUUGGUUCCAAGCGUUUCAAGCACACCUGAUAAAGGAAAUGGCCAUUGAACCGCUGGUGGAAGCCCCAGCACUGUUCUCCAUUCCUGGAGGUUCAGAUGAGGGCCAUGGCGGGGGAGGCACGCUUCCUUUAUGGACACAGCUAACGCCGCUUGAUGAGGAGAAGUCAGGAAUCUACAGAAAGUGCAUUGGGGUGCUGCUUUAUGUGUCAAGCGAUUAUCCUGCUGCACAGUAUGCAAUAAAGACAUUGAGCAGCAUGUGUGGGAGUCCCAAUGAGGGUGCAUGGCGGUGUCUGCGCCACCUGGUGAACUACAUGUUCUUCCACGAGAAUCAUGUCACUUGCCUUCGGACUGAGGGCAAAGGCAUCGGCCUGGUUGUCCGAGAUGAGACCCACACCUUGGAGGUGUUCGCUGAUGCUGAUUGGUCAGGGAACAAAUCAACACGAAAGAGCACCAGUGCCGGAUGCAUAGCCUUCGAUGGGAUGGUGAUUCACACCUUUUCCAGAAGCCAGAGCUGCGUGAGUUUAAGCAGUGGAGAGAGUGAAUAUAUCGCAUGCGUGAGUGCUACAUGCGACGGCAUCCUCCUUCGCAGUGCCCUGCAGCACAUCAUGCGUGUUGAUGUGUCCAUGCACCUGUUCACAGAUUCCAGCGCAGCUCGGGGGAUCAUGGGAAGGCAGGGAUGCGGACGUCUUCGCCAUAUCUCCGGACGCUUGUUAUGGUUGCAGGAUUUCUUGUUCAAGUGGAAGAAAGCGUCGCUACACGCAGUACCGACCCUGACAAAUCCUGCUGAUUUGUUUACAAAGUCCUUGACAGGAGCCCGUGUCCGUACCUUGAGCCACAUCCUUGGAAUCCGUGAUUCACACGAUGGAUUUUCAUUGGUCGGGACAACUGAGUUUGAGGAACUACAACGCCGUGAGCAGGCAAAGAAGUUUCUUCGUGCUGUGAGGAGCACAGGUCGGGGGAAUGCCGAGGCGUUGCAUCUUCUUGCAUUGCUGGUUCAGGUCGUGGGUAACAAGGCUGCGGAUGAUGAGGACCGAGCACAGUUUGUGCCUGACUCGCCCGCAUCAGCAGGCGAGGAUGCAUACCCAUGGACCAGCUUUGCCUUCGUUGUCACCUUAACAGUUUGCAUCGCAUUCAUGCUUGGCCGUGCCAGCGCCAACAUGAACUUUGCAUCCCUUUUGGAGUGGCCCUUAGUUAGGUGGGUACGUAGUUGGUUUAGGCUUGAAGCAACAGAGGCUGAGCAACCAUUGCUAGCCGAAGCGCCUGCUCUUGCAGAGAACCUUGACACCACAUCAGAAAGUAGCCGUGAAAGUCUAGGCUUACAACAUUAUUCGCCACGAACUCGUGCAGAAAUCCUCGGUCGAUCGCCGCCUGCGACACCGAGUGACUCUGAGCACGAAUCUGAGCAGCCAGACUCAGAACCAGAAGAUGACGAUGACGACGUGUAUCCUGGAGGCCAUGGACCAGCCUACCAAAACCAGGCAGAGCUGGUUGCACUUUAUGAGAUGGUUGGUGAAGCAGCAGCCAUCGAUGUGUGA